Haliotis rubra (blacklip abalone) is the source of this 1556-nucleotide messenger RNA. Its product is annotated as abasic site processing protein HMCES-like. Gene Ontology annotation, molecular function: single-stranded DNA binding. The record is from RefSeq and is a predicted model, not a curated record. NCBI's taxonomy places the organism in Eukaryota, Metazoa, Mollusca, Gastropoda, Lepetellida, Haliotidae. Gene Ontology annotation, biological process: DNA damage response.
CACUUGAAGGGAGAUAACCGCUGCCGGAGAUUCUCAGCAGUGGUUGUUUCAAAUAUUUCUGUCUUUUCGGACAGGAAAACUGUUGAUUUGACAUCUUUUGUGGACGACAGGAAAUACGUCUUGUACAAUGUGCGGUAGAACCGCUUGUGCUCUUGCCCCCGAUGAUAUUGUUGGUAGAUGUACCUAUCAGCGCCGGUCAUCAGGGCAACGAGAAAAGCCAGUUUGGCGUGACCCCCAGGAGCAGAAGUACUACCCAUCACACAACAUCGCCCCAGCCUCACACACACCAGUCUUGCUGUCGAGCAGGCACUAUGGGAGUGAGCUGGAGGGUGUGGCCGAGCCUGUGAUCCAGCCAAUGAAAUGGGGUCUGACCCCAUCCUGGCACAAGGGGGAUCCUUACAAGGUUGAAUAUGAGACUAACAACUGCCGGGCUGAAGGCAUGCUGACCAAACGCAUGUAUAAAGUACCGCUGGAGAAGGGGCGCAGAUGUGUCAUUCUGGCUGAAGGAUUUUUUGAAUGGAAAAGGAGUGAAAAGGUGAAGCAACCAUAUUACAUCUACUUUCCUAAGUCUGAUGGUGAAGGAGAGGUGAAAGAAGAGAAGCCAGACAUCAAAUCUGAAAUAAAAAUGGAAUCCAUCUCGGUGAAGACGGAAGUCAAGUUAGAACCAGCAGAGUCACAACUGUUGGAAAAAAUCAAACAAGAAGAUGGUGUUACACAGGUGAAAUCAGAGGUGAACUCUGAGGUGAAAGCAGAGGUGAAGUCCGAGGUGAAGGUCGAGAGAGACGUGAAGGCAGACCCGGAGGAGGGCAAUCUCAAGUCAGUGGCGAAUUCAGAGAGCAAUAACAAUGGAGAUUUAAGGGGAGACAAGUUGCUGACGAUGGCUGGGGUGUUCGAUGUGUGGAAGCCCCCAGAUGGAGGGGAGCCGCUGUAUUCCUACAGUGUCAUCACAGUCGACGCAUCGCCCGCCAUGGCCUGGAUUCAUCACCGUAUGCCGGCUAUUCUACAGACGGAUGAAGACAUUGAAGCAUGGUUGGAUUCCGACAACGUCCCGCUGCAUAAAGCAAUAGAGAUGAUUCACCCGAUCGAAGGAGUGACCAUGCAUGCUGUGUCUCCCGUGGUCAACAACUCCCGGAAUAAAACCCCUGACUGUGUCAAACCUUACGAUCCAAAAAAACCAAAGACUACGGCUGCCAGCAGCUUUAUGAUGAACUGGCUGGGGAAGUCCAAAAGGUCGGACUCAGACACCGAGAAAACAUCACCUGCAAAGAAACAGAAAUCGGAGACCUAGUCACAAGUCACUUACAAAACAGAUCUUUUAUCUUUAACAAGCUGGGUUCACAAAGGAUAAUGGCACAAACAUAUGUUGAGAUGGUAAAGAAAAUCAAAAGAACUUCAAAAUUAAUGAAGGAAAUCAAACAAUUUGCACUUGGUGGGAAUUUUGUGUUGGUAGAGCUGUGAGUUGAUGGCCUGUUGUUUUCAGAUAAAAUAUUUGUCAGUCGGUUUUGGAGGCCUGCUGAUACAUCCAUUCCAAGCUGAUGGCAGGCCAUUUCACACAG